This is a messenger RNA of Gossypium arboreum, 5634 nucleotides long. RefSeq lists its product as uncharacterized. The transcript is spliced from 8 exons. Gene Ontology annotation, molecular function: acyltransferase activity, transferring groups other than amino-acyl groups; DNA binding; transcription corepressor activity. Lineage: Eukaryota; Viridiplantae; Streptophyta; Magnoliopsida; Malvales; Malvaceae. Gene Ontology annotation, biological process: negative regulation of DNA-templated transcription. Bases 502 to 5094 code for a protein of 1530 amino acids. The record is from RefSeq and is a predicted model, not a curated record.
GAAGAAGUAGAAAAUGUGCGCAAAUAUGGAGGGAAAAUAAAAAUGGAGAUACAAUUGGAAAAGACAAUUUUACCCAUCCAACUUCCAACAUUGUGGUUUGGUGCAUACAACCAAACCACCAAUAAGCCGUAGUAAAGCAGAGGCCCAGUCUAGAGACCUUGAAUCCAAAAAACCCAAUUCUCUCUUUCUCUAAAACCCCAACAAAUAAUUCCCAAAAGAUUUGAAACGCCAUUAGAAUGACCUUCGCCUUUAUCUCUCUAUAGUAUUGUACGACGCCAUAGGUCGGUAAGAUUCCGUUCAAUCUGCUGCAUUGGGGGUUCUGAUUUUUAGAGUUUUUGCUAGAUCCUGUUGUGUAGUUUGGGCAGUCAAAUUUUCUGUUGUCAAAGUGAAACCCAAUGUGACUUGUUUACUGUUUUGUGUUGAUAUGCAAUCCAGUGAGGGGAUUUUGUGAGCGAAGAAAAAAAAAAGAGCAACCUGUUUGAAUUUAGGGUUCUGUAGGAGAUGGGAGGGGGCUUCGAAUCUAGCUGUUUGCAGUUUAAACCUGAUAAAAGUGAGGUUUUGCCAAGGCAAGACAUUGUGGAAAAUAAAGGGGAUGAUCUGAAGCUAAUGGUUCUUGAUUUAAACGAAGAGCCGUUAGUGUGUUCUUUGAAAGAGGUUGAAUUUGAGAAAAAAGAGGGAUUGGUGGAGGAUAAUGACGAUGAUAAAGAAGACAGUGUGAAGAAAAAUUCCAAGGAGGAAGGCUUAAAAGGUGAAGUGCAGUUUUCUGGCAGGGUUUUACGGUCGAGGUCUGCAGUCAAGAAUCAGAGAGUGAUUGAAGGUGACAAGGUUGAUAAAACUGAGGAUGACAGUAGUUCUGCAAUGAAAACAACUGAGGUGGUUAAGGAGGGGAAUGAUCAGUCUCAUACUGAAGUGAAUGAUGUGCAGAGAAAGGUGGGUAAGAUGGGAAAGCUGGGUAAGAUGGGAAAGCGUAAGCGUGGGAGACCGCCCAAGUUGGUGGAUAAGGGGAAUGAUCAGUCUCAUAGUGAAGUGAAGGAUGUGCAGAGUAAGGUGGGUAAGAUGGGAAAACGUAAGCGUGGGAGACCGCCCAAGUUGCUGGAUAAGGGGAAUGAUCAGUCUCAUAGUGAAGUGAAGGAUGUGCAGAGUAAGGUGGGAAAGAUAGGAAAACGUAAGCGUGGGAGACCGCCCAAGUUGCUGGAUAAGGGGAAUGAUCAGUCUCAUGGUAAAGUGAAGGAUGUGCAGAGUAAGGUGGGUAAGAUGGGAAAACGUAAGCGUGGGAGACCGCCCAAGUUGCUGGAUAUGGGGAAUGAUCAGUCUCAUAGUGAAGUGAAGGAUGUGCAGAGUAAGGUGGGUAAGAUGGGAAAAUGCAAGCGUGGGAGACCACCCAAGUUUCUGGUGAAGAAUGGGUCUGAGAAGAAGACACCUGAGCUGCAAGUACAAGAGAAUGAUUACCCAGAUGGUAAAGUGAGGAAGGAGCUCAAGUGCAAGCGUGGCAGACCACCUAAGGUACUAGGCAAUGGUGGGUCUGUAAAGAAAGGAUUUACAAUAAAAGCAGUGGAAAGUGAUCAUGUUGAUGGGGAUGUAAGUAGGCAGGCAAAGCGUAAGUGUGGAAGACCAAGGAAGGUACCAGAGAAUAGUGGAUUUGAGAAGAAAGGAAUUAAUGUGAAAGCAGGUGAGAGUAAUCAGCUUGAUGGUGGUCGCGUUAAGAAGCCAAAUCAUAAACUUAGGCGUGGCAGACCAAUGAAGGGGCAGAAGAACGAGGGGGUUAACAGGGAAGCAGAUGAGAUUAAAGCAAGAGAGAGUUACUCUGUUGAGACAAGGAAGGAAACAAACCACAAGCAUGAUGUACCACCCAGGAUGAAUGUCAAUGAUGGCUUUGAGAUGAAACCUGUUGAUGUGGAAAUGGGAGAGGGCAAUCACUUUGAUUGUGAGUUAAGGAAGGAGGUCAAUUGUAAGCGUGGGAGACCACCUAAAAUGAAGGGCAGUGAUAGGAGUGAUCAAUGUAGUAGCAAGGUAAAGGAAGGCAUGAUCUGUAAGCGUGGAAGACCACCCAAGCUGCAGGCUGGUGGUAAGGGUUUGAAGAGUAGGCUUAUAGAUGGGAGAAAAAAGUUGGGUGGGCUAAGAAGAUGCAGAAAGACGUUGAGAGGGAGGUUAAAGUUUAACAUUUCUGCUAGUACUUCAUUGUCAGAGAAGAAACUGAUUGCAAAAGAUUCAAAUCUUAAGAGGUUUCUAUCUGCUAAUAGGGAUAUAUUUGAUGAUAUGGAAAAGAAUGAAGGCAAGGCUUCCCUUAUGGUAAGACCUAAGGUUGUAAAGAAAGCAAGGGCUGAAGGGGUACGGAGAAGGUCAGAAGCAAAACAAGCUCUGAGAGAUAGAAUAGUGAAUCUGCUGAAAGCAGCUGGUUGGAAAAUUGAUUACAGGCCUAGGAUUAAGAAAGAGUACAAUGAUGCAGUGUAUGUUAAUCCUGAAGGAAAGACUCACUGGUCAGUCACCUUGGCCUACAGGGUGCUUAAAAGCUAUUAUGAGAAUGGCGGUUGUGACUCUAAAGUUGGUCCAAAUGAUUUCAUAUUUACUCCCAUUCCUGAAGAAGAACUUAGCAUCCUAAAAAGAGUAGUUCUAAAGAGAAGGGUCAGAAAAAAGAUGCCAAAAGGGGAAGAUGAUGAUAAAGUGGAUGAUGGACAAGUUCAAAAUAAAAUGAAUAAUCAAAAAAGGAAAUGGAAGGACAUUGAGAAAAAGAAAAAGAAAAAACAGAAGGUGCUCAAAGAGAAGCUUCCACUUCAUGAAGAGGAAAACUCUGAUGGUACAUUACAAAGGGGUACACAAGUCUCAAGCAGGAAGCGUAAGCUACAGCAGACACAAAAGAGAAAGCGGUAUGCUUUGUUGGUCCGUAACUCAAUGGAUGGAGCUGAAUCCGAUAAUAAUGGCUAUGUUCUAUAUGAUGGAAAGCGAACUCUGCUUUCUUGGAUGAUUGAUUUGGGCACUGUUCCACAGAAUGGGAAGGUGGAAUAUUUGGUUCAAAGAAGAACACGAACUCGUGAGAGUAAGGCUGGUAGGAUAACUAGGGAUGGCAUCCAAUGCAACUGUUGUAGUGAUGUCUUCACCAUUGCCGAUUUUGAAACUCAUGCAGGGGGCAAAAUCCAUCAACCUUUUCUGAAUAUAUGUUUAGAAACAGGAGUUCCCCUCUUGCAAUGCUUAUUAGAUGCAUGGAACAAACAGCAGCAGUCUGAAUGUAGGGGCUUCCAUUUUGUGGAUUUUGGUGGUGAAGACCCAAAUGAUGAUACCUGUGGUAUCUGUGGGGAUGGUGGUGACUUGAUCUGUUGUGAUGGUUGCCCAUCAACAUUCCAUCAAAGUUGCUUAGAUAUAGAAGCAUUUCCUUCAGGUAACUGGAAUUGUGUGUACUGUACAUGCAAAUAUUGUGGGAUGGUUGGAAAUACAUAUCUAAGGGGCAAAACUGAGGAUACGAGUUCUACAAUUCUAACAUGCCAUUCAUGUGAAGAAAAAUAUCAUGAACCAUGUAUUCAGCCAAUGAAUGCUUUUGAUGAUGAUUCAAGUAGUGCUUUCUUUUGUGGGAAGAGAUGCAAAGAGUUGUUUGAGAGACUUCAGAUGCUAGUUGGGGUUAAACAUGAACUGCAAGAAGGCUUCUCAUGGGCUCUUGUUCAGCGCUUUGAUAUCACUUCAGACGUUUGUCUUAAUGAAGCAUAUCAAAAGGUUGAAUCAAAUUCAAAGCUAGCUGUUGCAUUAUCUGUGAUGGAUGAGUGCUUUUUGCCUCUUGUUGACCACAGAAGUGGGAUCAAUCUGAUUCAUAAUAUUGUCUAUAAUUUUUGGUCAAACUUCACUAGGCUAAACUACAGUGGUUUUUACACUGCAAUUCUAGAAAGGGGGGAUGAGGUCAUCUCUGCAGCUUCCAUCAGGAUCCAUGGAAACCAGUUAGCUGAGAUGCCUUUCAUUGGCACCCGGUAUGCUUAUAGGCGUCAAGGGAUGUGUCGCCGGCUUCUUUGCGCAAUUGAAUCUGCCCUCAGAUCCCUGAAUGUUCAGAAAUUGGUCAUACCUGCAGUCCCAGAACUCAGGGAAACAUGGACUUCUGUCUUUGGUUUCCAACCACUAGAAACUGCAAGCAAGCCGAAGAUGAGGAACAUGAAUAUACUGGUCUUUCCAGGGGUAGAUAUGUUAGAGAAACCACUGCUGACACAUGUUGUGGAGGAGCAGAUUAUGGGCAAGGCGUCCGAUAAAUCUGUAGAGAGGUGUCCAGUUGUGUUCGAUUUGAAUGUUUCUGCUGAGGACCCUGAACCUGAAAUAGAUGAUAGAACUGAUGAACCUGCUGCUAUUGAGUCUACAACACCACUUUCCGAUGGUACCUUAAAAUAUACUUUCGAUAUAAUGGCUGAGACUGUCAAUCUUCCAGAAUCUGCUGCUGUUUCUUCCUCUUGCAUUCCAGCACCUGAAGAAAGCAAUCUGGAAUUUGACUCUCAAAAUAUAUAUUCGGAGGAGAAAGCUGAUGACGGCAUUGUUAAACAGAACCUUGAUUCUGAGCAUGCUGCUUCUGUCAAACACUCUGAUAAUAUCGGGCAUGCUGAAAAUGAAGUGGCAGUUCCUGUACAAGCGUCAAAGGAUGCUGGUAAGGAUGUUCUUACCAAUGGCUUUGAUGGUACAGUUCAGAUGUCUGAGGAUGUAAAUGACAUCAAGCAUCAUGGAAAUUCUAAAUUAGAGAUGGUAGAAUGUGUUUCUGAUUUUGUUAAGACAGUCGUUCAGUCUGAAGAAGCAAAAAUUUUUUACUUUGUUAAGUCGAUCUUUCAGUCUGAGGAAGCAAAAAUUUGCCAUGCUAUUGGCAAAGAUGCGACCAACCAAACUUCUCCAUCAACUAGCCAAGGUGGUCAACAUGCUGCAAAUGGUCAUGACGAUGUUGCAUCCAACGACAGUAAAAGUGGCCCUUCCAGACAGGGAGUCAAGAUGGAAGCUUCUGGAGAAGUGUCAUCUACAAUCGAUGUAAAUUUCAUUACUUACGAGGUUUGCAAUGAUACUUCCAAAAGAGAAAAUGUGCAGCAGCGCAUGUGCAAGCCUGCAGAGGUUGUCUCAGCUGGUUCUGAGGUUUGCCAUGACUAACAUGCAUGAUCAGAGAAACAUCAACCGCAACAGUGUUGGAUAUCUGAAACGGUAAUAUAGUUUCUAAUAUGGCUCAGCUGAAUGCCAAAUCUCCUGAGCACAUCAUAUUGAGUUGACCGCUAUUCUGGAUCUUAACUCAUUCUAAUUCUGGAGUGGCUCUUAACCAUGCAUAUGUGAGGAAUGAAUCACACGCGAAAUUGAGGUGAUAGUUUUGUCUAAACCACGCUCCUUCCUUUGGCUAUAUCCUGUUGAGAUCAGGUGUCGUUUUUGAAUGGCAGUUACUAAUUAAGGUGUUAGAUAUUUGUAUGCGUAGUAUAGAAAUUUUAAUGAUGCGAGUUAUGGAAGAUUUAACAUGUGGAGCCUGGAUGAUAGAUGCCAUGGCAGACGAGCUUUAAGGAUGCGUACCGUAAUUCUUAUAGCUAUGUACAGUAUAGGCGAAUAGUAUUCUAUAGAGUAGCUUAAUGCCAUUGAGGUUUUUGUAUAUUUUGACCUUCCCAUGCACUUUGUUAAAUGCAAAUUUCCAUCGUUGACAUCUACUAA